This is a messenger RNA of Penicillium cinerascens, 930 nucleotides long. RefSeq lists its product as uncharacterized. The transcript is spliced from 2 exons. Lineage: Eukaryota; Fungi; Ascomycota; Eurotiomycetes; Eurotiales; Aspergillaceae. The record is from RefSeq and is a predicted model, not a curated record. Bases 1 to 930 code for a protein of 309 amino acids.
AUGAACUUACUGUUAUGUUCGUGGGGUUCCUUGCUCACAAUUGUCUUGCCCUUCUUAUUUUCUUCUGCCGAGUGCGCAAGUGAUUCUCAAGAAAAGUAUCCGAAGUCAAUUUUCAAUUUCGAUCAACUCUGGGAACUUGAAAAGACCUUCUGGGAUUCGUUUCUUUACCCUGCCAACGUGAAACAGACACAGGGAAACGAGUCAUCUAUAUUCGCCCCAAAUGUUCAAGGCCGUGUUGACAUCACCCGCACCUUCGACGGUGACGAGCUAAACCGCGAAUAUAUUUUUGGCCUCUUUUCGGACCCGACGCACGUCAGUCUUGUUGGUGUUCCAAUCGCAUACAACAUCACCCAGUUCGCUGCCAACGAUAAUAUUGCAUCCGCAACAACCGUUGUUACUUUCAACGCGACCACCUUCGGCAUCCUUGUCCCUGUCACUAUCGAUACGUGGAUCGAGUGGAACGCGGAUGGCAAGAUCAUUCAGUAUGACGCAGUCUUCCGAUGGUUCGAAUACUUACUGGACUUUUUGAUCGAAGGUGUUGCGACUAAAAUCAACGCUACUUCAUCUGACAAGGCCGUCGCCUAUGUCUCCAACCUAUUGGCCAAGACCAUCUGUGCUACACACGAGCAGUAUUGCACCGGCUUAAACCAGCAAUAUACAGACUCGGCGGCGUGUUAUAACUUUUUGACCAAGGACGUGCGAUUCGGAAAGAGCUACGAGCUAGGCAAAAAUACACUGCUAUGUCGUGAGGUCCAUGAGCAUAUGGUACACUACAGGCCCAAUAUCCACUGUCCUCAUAUUGGACCCACAGGUGGUGGAUACUGUGUCGAUGAUAUGACCUACCCGCAGACUGUUUUGCAGAGGUACUUUAAUGAUUCGUGGAUUCCGUACAGAUAUGGAGAAGAGCAAGAUUUAUGGCUCCGCAGCUGA